Messenger RNA from Ipomoea triloba (trilobed morning glory), 1451 nucleotides. Its product is annotated as formate dehydrogenase, mitochondrial-like. Gene Ontology annotation, molecular function: oxidoreductase activity, acting on the CH-OH group of donors, NAD or NADP as acceptor; formate dehydrogenase (NAD+) activity; NAD binding. Gene Ontology annotation, cellular component: mitochondrion; chloroplast. The record is from RefSeq and is a predicted model, not a curated record. NCBI's taxonomy places the organism in Eukaryota, Viridiplantae, Streptophyta, Magnoliopsida, Solanales, Convolvulaceae. Bases 78 to 1226 code for a protein of 382 amino acids. The transcript is spliced from 6 exons.
AAAUAGGCUCGAGCGAUACAAUUCUCACUCACUCACGAAUCACAGCAAGCAACUAAGAGAUAGAGAGAGAGAGAGAGAUGGCGAUGAGGCGUGUUGCUGCUUCUGGGCUUCGGGCUUUUGCUUCUUACGGGAACCCAUCCCUUCUCACCCGACAACUUCACGCUUCUCCCGGGAGCAAAAAGAUCGUCGGUGUUUUCUACAAAGCAAAUGAGUAUGCUUCGAUGAAUCCCAAUUUUGUAGGUUGCGUGGAGAAUGCGCUGGGAAUUCGUGAUUGGUUGGAAUCCCAAGGUCACCAGUACAUAGUCACUCCUGACAAAGAAGGACCUGAGUCUGAGCUGGAAAAGCAUAUUCCUGAUCUACAUGUGCUGAUAACCACUCCCUUUCAUCCUGCCUAUGUCACGGCUGAAAGGAUCAAGAAAGCCAAGAAUUUGCAGCUGUUGCUCACUGCAGGCAUUGGUUCAGAUCACAUAGAUCUCAAUGCUGCAGCUGCUGCUGGGCUGACGGUGGCAGAGGUCACUGGAAGCAACACAGUCUCGGUUGCAGAGGACGAACUGAUGCGUAUCCUCAUUCUUGUUCGAAAUUUCCUGCCCGGGUACCAUCAGGUCAUCAAAGGGGAGUGGGACGUUGCGGGAAUUGCUUACAGAGCUUAUGACCUCGAGGGGAAAACUGUUGGGACGGUUGGGGCUGGUCGGAUUGGGAGGCUUUUACUCCAGAGAUUGAAGCCUUUCAACUGCAAUCUGCUGUACCAUGAUCGUCUCAAGAUGGAUCCUGCAUUGGAGAAGGAAAUUGGGGCAACGUUUGAGGAAGACCUUGAUACUAUGCUGUCAAAAUGUGACAUUGUUGUCAUCAAUACCCCUCUAACAGACAAAACAAAGGGAAUGUUUGACAAGAACAGGAUUGCUAAGAUGAAGAAGGGAGUGUUAGUGGUGAACAAUGCUCGGGGCGCAAUCAUGGACACUCAAGCAGUUGCUGAUGCUUGUUCCAGUGGACACAUUGCAGGCUACAGUGGCGACGUUUGGUACCCACAACCAGCUCCCAAGGACCAUCCAUGGCGAUACAUGCCAAAUCAAGCCAUGACGCCCCAUAUUUCCGGGACAACCAUUGAUGCACAGCUGAGGUAUGCUGCAGGAACUAAGGACAUGCUGGACAGGUAUUUCAAGGGUGAAGAAUUCCCUGCCCAGAAUUACAUUGUGAAGGAUGGUCAAUUGGCUAGCCAGUAUCGUUGAACUGCUUCGGCAUGAUGCUGUGUUGUUGGUGGUGUUUUGUUGAGAAUGUCAGUAAUAAAUGGGCCCUUAUCUACAGUGUCUUUCAGAACACUUGUAAUGUGAGAAAAAGGAACAUUUCUCUGUUGUGGCUUUCAAUCCCAUCUUCUGAUCUCUUGAAAUUAAAUUAUCACCCAAAAUGUUCUGGAUAGCCAAAUCAAAUUCUGGAUAUAUUAUUUAAAUUAAACA